Molecule: messenger RNA, 1404 nt
Organism: Eimeria maxima
Lineage: Eukaryota; Apicomplexa; Conoidasida; Eucoccidiorida; Eimeriidae
Product: GTP-binding protein lepA, putative
Exons: 9
Coding region: 1-1404 (467 amino acids)
Biological process (GO): positive regulation of translation
Molecular function (GO): ribosome binding; GTP binding
Source: RefSeq, a predicted model, not a curated record
AUGGAUCGCAAUCCACCUCCGUGUCCCGCAUGCUUCAUCUGGCCGGUUCCCUUCAUAUCGGGCCGUGAUACGCUUCUUUCAGCCCCUAGAGUUUGGUGGAGUGUACAUUCACCUCAGAUUGACCUGGCGGAGUCUCAUGAGCAAGUUGCCGAGCUGAAAAAGACGGUCGGCGGCAUAUUGGGGGCCCCACCAGAAAGUGUCUUGGGAGUUUCAGCGAAGACGGGAGAAGGCAUAGAUGAGCUGCUGGAGGCGAUAGUGCAGCGGCUGCCACCGCCUGCAGUGAAAGACAGUUCGAGGACUCCACUUAAGGCUUUGGUAUUUGACAGUUUCUAUGACGCUGCUAAGGGGGUGGUCUUAGUUGCAGUCAUCCGAGUCGGGUACAUCUGCAGUAAUUUACGGGGGGCUUCAGAUAUCCAUGUGGGAGACACUCUCUGUCUCUCCCAGUCUCCAACAUUGCCUUUGCCGGGAUUCGAACCACCCAAGCGCCUAGUCUACGCUGGGGUGUAUCCGGAGGACCCUAGCGAGUACGAGAAGCUGAAGGUGUCUCUGCAGCGCCUUAUGCUGACCGAUGCCGCAGUAGAAGCGCAACCGGCUUCCUCACAGGCACUGGGCCCGGGCUUCCGCUGUGGCUUCUUGGGCACCCUGCACAUGGAGGUGGUUCACCAGCGACUCGAGGCGGAAUUCGGGCAGCGUACAGUACUAACGUCUCCUGGAGUUACAUUUUUCCUCGAGAUGCCUGAUGGGCGCCGCCUUCCCGUCGGAAGGCCUGCGGAGCUACCAAAGGGCUGCCGCGAGCUUCUGGAGCCAAUGGCAAAUCUCACUGUUGUUGCACCAAUGGAGUGCAUGGCUGCUAUAGACCGACUUGCGUUUUCCCGGAGAGGCGAGCGUCUCGAGUGUCGCAUCCUGCAGCAGCAACAACAGCAGCAAGUGAUGCCGAAACGCUGUCAUGCAGCUGUUGUCCAUCUGGUGUACAAGCUCCCGCUGGCGGAGAUCCUCGUGGACUUCGCCGACAAGCUUCAGAGCGUGACGAGCGGGUACGAGCUGUCGAGAGUGGAGAGUGUUGGCUUCUUGGUGAAUGGUGAACCUGUAGACGUCAUGGGCCUUCUUGUGCAUCAUUCCAAAGCCAAAGAAGUGGCGGUUCGUCUGACGGAGGAGCUAGGAAAGGCUAUUCCACCCCAGCAGUUUGAAGUUGCGGUUCAAGGAACGGUGGGAGGGCGAAUUGUAGCGCGUUCCACAGUAAGGGCCCUGCGGAAGGAUGUGACAGCCAAGUGCUAUGGGGGCGACGUCACACGGAAACUGAAGCUACUCAGCAAGCAAAAGGCAGGAAAGAAGAGAAUGAGAGCAAUCGGAAAUGUCUCUAUCCCCCCGAAGGCCUUCUUAGGCCUCCUCAAACUGAAAGACUGA